GGUCAGUAUGAAAUUUUCUGCCGAUCCAAAACGACCACAACCAACCUUCCGGAAGCAAAGAUGAAGGAACUUGGUGCGUUUGUCGUUUGCACACUACUAGUGGCUGGUGUGCUAGGAGCUCCUAAUCCAUGCGAAAACCUUGAGCGACUUCGAGUUUGUAACGAAACACAGUAUGAGCUUUAUCGUGACUGCGUAGAGGAAGUCAGAUUGCUACGUGCGAAAAGACAAAUACUAUGUCCACUAAUGUUCGAUACUGUUCAGGAAGAUGUAGUGGCACCAUCGGUUCAGAUAAUCCCCGCAUUACAAAGUGUGGUGACCGUUAAUCCAAUAGCAUAUAAUCACAUUCCUGACCUCAAACCAAUGCUUAAAUCUCUAGACCGAAAAGUGCUAGUCCAAACCGAUGACGAAGACUAUGAGUACAGAGUGCCUACCAAUGUGACCACCAUAAUUCGUCUUACCAAUGUAGUGAACAACACCAAUAUCGUAAAUGUGCCAACGAACGUCAAUGCUACCAAUGUGAACAACAUCCACAUCUAUGCUAACAAUACCGAUGGUGGUGAUGAAGUGAACCAAGUGGACGAGCAAAGAUGCUGUACAGCUGUUCAACCAAAAUCCUGCCAUUCAUCCACGCAAGGAUUCAAGUGUAAACACAACAAGUUCAGAACAUGUGGUCCUCAGUGCACUGCGGAUAUUGUACAUGUUCAGCGACGAAAACGUUGCAACAGUCAUGGUAACUGUAAGCAGAAGCUAGCGUACGUCCCUCAGCCACAGAAACCCAAGUGUGUGUACAUCGAACAGUGGCCAUUCGUGGCUUGCGGGAAGCCGGCUAAUAUGCAAGUUGUCUGCGACGGAUGCUACGACCACUAUGGUUAUGGUUUCCAAGCAUUCAACGGACAACUAGCGAUCCAAUGCAUAGGAUGUUACGACGACGCCUUUGACCAAGGUCCGCUGUACCGACGAGGACCGGUUUUAAGGCCAUUCUAUUACCAUGAACCACCGUGCAAUAUAACCGGACAAUGCCCCAUGUCCUACGACGACUGUGGUUAUGGAUGCUACGGACAUGAUAUGAUUGAUCCUGCCUGGGGAACUUCAUCUCUGUAUGAUCCUAAAAUGAAUGAAGCCAACACAGUCUAUCUGGACCAGCAACUGAAUAUGGUUAACGAUACCGAAAACGACUGGGGUAGUCCAGUGCACAAAUGUACGGUUAUUUCCGACGACAAUACGAUUUCGGUGCAGAACUGUACCGAUAUGGUAGACAACCAGUACGCAGCAGCUCCGUCCAACUAUCCAUACUACAGGCCACUACAGGAUCAGCAGAAACCGGAAUACAACGUGAAACAGACCACAUUGCGGCAAAAGAUUAUAGAAGAAAAAGAAGAAGAAGAAGUAGAAGAAGAAGAAGGAGAAGAAGAAGGAGGAGAAGAAGAAGAAGUUGAAGACAGUGAUCCCUCGUCCGGGGACGGAGUGCGUAUUCAGGACUCUGCUUUGCCGUUCGUAGUAGAAGAUGAUGACUACUAUUAUUAUAGUCAGUAG
Molecule: messenger RNA, 1533 nt
Organism: Ochlerotatus camptorhynchus
Lineage: Eukaryota; Metazoa; Arthropoda; Insecta; Diptera; Culicidae
Exons: 2
Coding region: 61-1533 (490 amino acids)
Source: RefSeq, a predicted model, not a curated record